This is a messenger RNA of Leptopilina heterotoma, 1308 nucleotides long. RefSeq names its product cytochrome b-like. Gene Ontology annotation, molecular function: cytochrome-c oxidase activity; copper ion binding. Gene Ontology annotation, cellular component: membrane. Gene Ontology annotation, biological process: mitochondrial electron transport, ubiquinol to cytochrome c. NCBI's taxonomy places the organism in Eukaryota, Metazoa, Arthropoda, Insecta, Hymenoptera, Figitidae. The record is from RefSeq and is a predicted model, not a curated record.
AUGCCGGCAAUUAAAGUGGUGGGUCAUCAAUGGUACUGGUCUUAUGAAUACUCUGAUUGUAUAAGGAAAAGGGUGGAUUCUUAUAUAGUGAAGGAUAUUUCUUUAAGGAGAUUUCGGUUAUUAGAUAGAACAGAAAAUUUAGUGUUACCAAUAGAUGUUCAAAUUCGAUUUUUAAUUUCUUCUAAAGAUGUAAUUCAUUCAUUUGCGGUUCCUUCAGUAGGGAUUAAAGUUGAUGCUGUUCCUGGUCGGUUAAAUCAAGGAGGGGUUAAUAUAUCUUUACCUGGAUUUCAUUUGGGGCAAUGUUCAGAAAUUUGUGGAAUGGCUCAUAGUCAUCUUUUAAUUACUUUAAUAAGGAAAUCACAUGUGAUAUUAGGUAUUAUGGACCACUCUCCCCUAUAUUUACCUACCCCAAUUAAUAUUAAUUUAAUGUGGAAUUUUGGAUUCUUAUUAGAGAUAUGUUUAAGGAUUCAAAUUUUAAGAGGAAUUUUUUUAACAAUGUAUUAUAAUUCUAGAGUUGAUUUGGCAUUUGAUAGUGUUAUUCAUAUUAUUCAUGACGUUAAUUAUGGGUGGGCUAUUCGAUUAAUUCAUAUAAAUGGAGCUUCUUUUUUUAUUUGUUUAUUUAUGCAUAUUGGACGAGGGUUAUAUAUACACGGAGAAAAAUUUUCUGUUAAUGAUUACAAUAGUCGAACAGUACUGCUCGGAUAUGUGACCACUUUUCGAGCGGCAUUUUUAGGGUAUGUACUACCUUGGGGUCAAAUAUCUUUUUGGGGGGCAACUGUGAUUACAAAUUUAGUUUCAGCUAUUCCUUUUAUUGGGAAUGAUAUUGUUGUUUGGUUGUGAAGAGGGUUUAGGGUGGGAAGUGCCACUUUGAGACGGUUUUAUAGGCUUAACUUUAUUUUACCUUUUGUUAUUUUGGUUAUUGUUUUAGUUCAUUUAGUUUCUCUUUACAUAUUUGGGUCUAGAAACCCUUUAGGGGUUUCUAGUGAUUUAAACAAAAUCCCUUUUCAUAAAUAUUUUCUUAUCAAAGAUUGAUUAGUUUUAUUAAUUAAGGUUAUUAGGUUAUUACUUAUUAAUUGUUUAAAUCCUUAUGUUUUAGAGGAUCCUGAAAAUUUUAAUUUAGCUAAUCCUAUAGUAACCCCAAUUCAUAUUGAGCCUGAAUGAUAUUUUCUUUUUGCUUAUGCAAUUUUACGGUCUAUUCCUAGUAAAUUGGGGGGGGGGGUUGUAGCUUUAGGAACUUCUGUGUUAAUUUUGUUAACUUUACCUUUUUUGGAGGGGAGAGUUUAUAAUAGAAGUAAAUUAUCCAUUUAA